UUUAUGCCUGUUAUAAAACCGUAGUAUGUUAGUGCGAUCAGUCUGACAGUAGCGUGUAUAACUUGCGGCGAGUUGAUAAAAGUACAUAGUAUACGAUAAGUAUCGAAAGUGUGAGGAUCGUAUUGUUGUGUCUGAAGCGUGGUUUGUUAAUAGAAGAGAAUUUACGUCGCUUAUCUUUAUUGUACAAUAUUAUAAUUAACAAUUGACGAAACACCCAUGAAAUAAGAAAGUAAAAUGGGAAUUAACGAUGAUGAGAAAAAUGAUGCGACCAUCAACAUGCUCGACCUUAGCUGUCAGAUUCAGUUGCGGGAGUCGGAAAAAUUGAUGGGAGGACUCGUGAAGGAAGAACGGAAAUCACAAUUGCGCAUCGAAUUCAACAAUCUCAACUACUCGGUUUAUUGUAAAGAUAUCAAAAAAACGAUCUUACACGAUGUGACCGGACACUUUGAACCCGGGAAAGUAACAGUGAUAAUCGGUCCUUCUGGCGCGGGAAAGUCGACGCUGCUGAAAAUUAUCUCGGGCGAGCGAUGGGUCAACGUCGACGGCACCAUUUAUGUAAACGGCGUCGAACGAAACAGAGGAACAUUCCGCAAACAUGUAUGUUACGUGCCGCAACAAUUCGAAUUGCUGCCGCUUCUCACGACGAGGGAGACCCUCUAUAUAGCGGCUAGACUGAAGAUGGGGCGAAACGAGCAAGCGAAUGCUUCUCUGAUCGUAAACGAAAUCGUUGAAAGUCUUGGUUUAUCAAAAUGUCUAGACACGCUGGCAAACCAGUUGAGCGGUGGCGAACGCAAGAGACUCUCCAUCGGCGUGGAAAUGAUUAAACCGUCUGUUUUUUUGUUGGACGAACCGACGAGCGGUCUUGAUAGCGCGGCAUCUAAUCAACUCAUGAACGUGCUGCAUAAUAUGGCGAGAGCGAACUGCACCGUGGUUUGCGCGAUACAUCAACCCAGUAGUCAAAUGAUCUUGCAAUUCGAUGACAUUAUGGUACUCGAUCGAGGUAGACGCAUAUAUUGUGGUCCGAGGAGUGAGAUAUUGAAUACAUACGAGAGCGCCGGAUUCAUAUGCCCGCGCUUUUACAACAUUGCUGAAUUCUUACUUGAAGUAAUAACCAACCAGAGAGAUGGAGAUUUGGAGAAUCUGUACAAGAUCUGUAAUAGUGAAUAUGAAAAAUACAAAUCGAGUCAUAAACAUCAUAAAACUGGAGCAGAUUCGGAAACAAUUUAUUCUAAACAGAAAAUUGAAAAAGAUGCGUCUGCGAAUAAUACAAAGCAAGGAUUGUCUACGUGGCAGCAACAAAAAAUAUUAUUUUUAAGGGCUUUUAUUUGCAUCAAGCGAGACCUCAUCUUGACGAAAAUGAGACUUGCAAUGCACUUCAUAAUAGGGCUGCUCUUAGGGGCGGUCUUUUAUGAUUUUGGCAAUGAUGCGCAAAAAGUGCAGAGCAACAUAGCUUACUUAUUCUUUCUUAUGAUAUUUUUAUAUUUUUGUAAUGCACUGCUGGCAGUGCUACUGUUUCCCACAGAAGCGGCAGUGUUUCUACAGGAGCAUUUAAAUAAUUGGUACUCAUUCGGAUCGUAUUAUAGUGUAAAGAUAUUAACGGAUCUUCCGGUGCAAAUACUUUGUUCUUCGUCUUUCAUACUUACAUCAUAUUUUAUUUCGGGGCAACCAAUGGAAUUUAACAGAUUUUUUGGAUUAUGGUUAAUUAGCCUAUUGCUAACAAUUAUGGGACAAACAGUCGGGAUUCUGACAGGUGCGGUUGCGGGGGUUGAGGUGGGUGUUUUCUUAAUACCCGCAUUAAAUAUACCAUUUUUGCUGUUUGCCGGAUUUUUCUUGAAGAUAGGGGAGAUGCUGGGGUUCCUGCAACCUUUAGGCACCCUAAGUUUUUUCAGAUACGCAUUUGAGGGAUUAAUACAGACGAUCUACAAUUUCGAUCGACCGAAAUUACAUUGCGCAGAAAUUUUCUGCUAUUUUCGUUCUCCAAACGUCAUUCUUUCAGAGUUGGGCGUGCCUACGGUACCGUUUUACGUAACUGUGAUAAUACUCGUUUGUUGGAUAUUCCUCUUUCACAUUGUCAUCUAUGGGGUGUUUCGUUGGAAAAUUUAUUACGCAAGAAAGUGAACGUAUAAAUAAAUUACUGAUAAGCAUUUAUAUAUAUGUAUGCAUAUAUGGAGAAAAGAUUUAUUCGAGGAUUAUUUUUGCAUCUAAAUUAGGAUUUGUAGGACAAAUCUUUCUACUAACGAAUAAAAGAAAUAAUAAAAUAAGAAAAAAAUGCAAAA
Molecule: messenger RNA, 2276 nt
Organism: Nylanderia fulva
Lineage: Eukaryota; Metazoa; Arthropoda; Insecta; Hymenoptera; Formicidae
Product: ATP-binding cassette sub-family G member 1-like
Biological process (GO): transmembrane transport
Cellular component (GO): plasma membrane
Molecular function (GO): ATP hydrolysis activity; ABC-type transporter activity; ATP binding
Source: RefSeq, a predicted model, not a curated record